AAAAGACUUGUUGGCGCAAGCAUGGAGAGCUGACGGAUUCGUUCACGAAUUCCCAUGGAGCUGUCCAUUUGCCCCACAACUGAGAGGAGGAGCCUGCUGCGCUUGCGCUUGCAACUGGCGGCAGAGUGUGAUGACGGUAUCUUAUGCAGGAAGGUGGUCUUGGCAGUUCCAGCAGGUCUCAGCUUUGUUUCCGAUCUGAUGCACUACAUUUACCGUUACUUUCAACUGCCAUUGAAACCACUUGCGAUUUCUGUACAAGGCUUUGGACUUUUGCCUGCCCAGCGAUUAGAGGAUGUGCUUCGGGAUGGCGAUCUCAUUUGGGUCAGACCUGCGCAGCGAAGGCCAUCCAAGCAGAAAGCUUUGCCACAAGAUCAUCCAGUAGAGCAUAUCCCAGCAUUGGAAGACCCUGAAAGAAAGCUGACAAAAAGCCAAGCAAGUGCUGACCUUCCAGAGGCCACAGGGACGUUUGAUGCAGAGCAAUGGAGGCAAAUGGCCAGAGCACCUUUGCCAGGAGAGGUGAUUCGGUAUCGCUUGCAAGAUGGAGAGAACUUGACAGAUCCAAAGGUUGCUGUGUGUAUCGGUGCUGGUAUAGCAGCUGGCCUUUCGCAGGUAACUUUGCAAAGCGGAGAGGAUGUGUUCACAACUGCCGUGAAUGCCUUGCAUGACCUUUAUCUUGCCAAAGUCGGAGUUGAAGAAACAGUCCCUACACCUGCAGCUUUGCCAUCAAGGACCAACUUUCCCAACAAGCUGAAGGCUGAACAAUUGCGAUGUGCGAUUCGACGCCAGUUUGAGUUCUACUUCGGAGAUGUGAAUUAUCCAAAGGACAACUUUCUGCGAUCCCAAGCAGACGACGAGGGAUGGACUCCUUUAAGAUUCCUAGAGACAUUUCAGUACACUUCUCUUCUCGAAAGGAGAGCAGACAUGUAUCGUUCUAAAAAGGACUGCCGUGUUUCGAAGCUGAGGACUUGUGUCGAAAUUCAAUCGAGUGCGCGAGCUCACCUUUGACUUGGACCUGAUCAGAUCUUGUUUGGCGCCUUGUUUCAGAGAAACUGACGAGUGGGGGUGUUCCAUUCUGAUUGUUGAACAUGACUUUUCUUAAAUGGCAACCAGACAUCAACCAGGCAGAAUCAAACAGUGUUGAAUUAUCAGACUGCCAAGACUACAUUCGGCAAGCCCAAGAGGAAAAUAUAAGAUAAGGUCCUGUUUAAUUGCUUUCAUGCAUAUUAAUAGGAUUCUGACAAGUUAUGUGCAAAUAUUGUUUCAUUGAUCGUUCACUGGCUUUGCCUUGGGUUUUCCUUUGGCUGUGGGGGUCUGAGGGCAAGGUUAUGUUCGCGUGACGCUGCCCUUCCACUGAUAGCACAUGUCAUUGUGCCAUUUGGUCAAUCUCUGCG
Durusdinium trenchii is the source of this 1391-nucleotide messenger RNA. NCBI's taxonomy places the organism in Eukaryota, Dinophyceae, Suessiales, Symbiodiniaceae. The record is from the annotation of a GenBank genome assembly.